AUGGCGGAUAUGUUAAUUGACUCGGCUUCUGGAAACGAAAUUAUGUCAUUAAUGGAUGGUCAUUCAGGCUACAAUCAUAUAUUCAUUGCUAAAGAGGACGUCGAUAAAACUACAUUCAGGUGUCCUGGGGCUAUUGGCACUUUUGAAUGGCUCGCCAUGCCAUUUGGAUUAAAGAAUGCAGGGGCAACUUACCAAAGAACCAUGAAUUUCGUCUUUCAUGACAUGAUUGGGGACUUUAUGGAAGUCUACAUCGACGACAUUAUUGUUAAAUCAGACAAGCUUCAUCUCUCGCCGUCGACGAGUCUCUUCGAGGACCGCUAUAAGACGCCUUUCCUUCUCGACAAGGACACUUACUUCGUCCGUAAUAGCCCGAAGGGAUUCGCGACAAGUGUUUACUGUCUCACUAGCCUCCUUCAUAAUGUUAGCCGGCUCUUCAUGUAUUUCUGUAGGAAUGGCCAUCUCUCGUACAUGGCCCAAAAGUUAUUGGUACUUAUCGAAUAUAGUCUGAAACUCUUGGGAGAAAAUCUUGAGUCGUUCCCUGAGUGCCAAAGGAAGAAUAGAUCCAACUCCGGCAUUGUCAUUCCCAAGAUGCUCAAUGAGGAGUUUAAAUUGCUCUAA
Molecule: messenger RNA, 618 nt
Organism: Syzygium oleosum
Lineage: Eukaryota; Viridiplantae; Streptophyta; Magnoliopsida; Myrtales; Myrtaceae
Exons: 2
Coding region: 1-618 (205 amino acids)
Source: RefSeq, a predicted model, not a curated record